This is a messenger RNA of Osmia lignaria (orchard mason bee), 504 nucleotides long. Lineage: Eukaryota; Metazoa; Arthropoda; Insecta; Hymenoptera; Megachilidae. The record is from RefSeq and is a predicted model, not a curated record.
AUGACGAGUUCUAAUACGUUUGCUGACCUACUUCGAGAACAGGAGGAAGUGGGAGGAUGGAUUCAACGCUUCUGGAACAAUGUGUGUAAACUGGGGAAGGACAAAAUCACGUGGGCCGUACUGGAGCACCGCAAGGGACUGCUCGAGCGUUACUGGGACAACUUUAUGGCCGAACAUCGCAAGUUAAUGCGUUGCCAAGAAGCUAGCGCGAGCGCGUACGUACAACAGGACCUGUUCUCCGUCGUAGAAGAGGCUUACCUCCAGGCGGCAGCCAUGAUUCUGCAGUGCCAAACCGACCGCUCGUGUCCAGGCUCACCAGGCGGUCGACAAGCUCCUUCCGAGGUAACUAGGCAGCUUCAACUUCCAAAAAUUGAACUGCCGACGUUUUCAGGCGAUCCGCUGAAAUGGGAAAGUUUCCGUGACUUGUUCCGAAGCUUGGUUCACGACGUGGAACACUUACCCGACGUUCAGAAGCUGCUCUAUCUGAAGUCGAGCUUGACCUAA